Molecule: messenger RNA, 1626 nt
Organism: Corylus avellana
Lineage: Eukaryota; Viridiplantae; Streptophyta; Magnoliopsida; Fagales; Betulaceae
Product: UDP-Glycosyltransferase superfamily protein
Molecular function (GO): glycosyltransferase activity
Source: RefSeq, a predicted model, not a curated record
UGUAUACUAAUCAAACACCUUCUUCACCCACCAUUUUCAUUACCAGGAGAGGCUCCCAAAAUGGCCUUCAACAACAAACCAAAGAAGCCCAUGAUUUCCCCUUCCCAAUCCAAUCUAUGCACCACCCUUUUCUUCAUUGUUCUCUUCACAAUCCCAGCCCUUUUUCUCCUUCACACCCCCACAACCACCUCCAUAUGCACCACCUUUGCCUCCCACGCCAAGCCGGCCUGGUCCGGCGACCUCCGGACCGCCCUGUUUGCGUGGAACAGCCUUCCGUUCGCCGACGGCAGUCGUCCUUCUCCUAUUGCUCUUAAAAUUGCAGUGUUUUCUAGGAAGUGGCCUAUUGGUACCACACCCGGCGGCAUGGAGCGCCACGCGCAUACCCUGCACACCGCUCUAGCGCACCGCGGCCAUGAAGUUCAUGUCUUCACCUCCCCUCCCGCCGACAGCAACAGUCCAAUUUUAUUGUCGGAGUCUUCCCCCUACAUCCAUUGCCAUGAAGGCGAACCGGGCCGGUGGCGAUACAACAAAGCUUGGGAACAAUUUUUGGAAGAGGACAAGCUCAAACCAUUCGAUGUGGUUCACUCAGAAAGUGUUGCACUUCCUCAUUGGAUAGCUCGUCAGCUUCAAAACCUUGCUGUUUCAUGGCAUGGCAUAGCCCUUGAGAGCUUACAAUCUGAUAUUUUCCAAGACUUAACAAGAAAACCAAAGGAGCCCAUUUCUCCUGCUUUCAACCAAAGCAUUCAAGGGGUAGUCCCAAAGGUUUUGAAUGAGAUAAGGUUUUUCAAGAACUAUGCCCAUCAUAUUGCCAUAAGUGAUAGUUGUGGGGAAAUGCUUAGAGAUGUGUAUCAAAUCCCCAUCAAAAGAGUCCAUGUUAUUCUCAAUGGUGUUGAUGAUGGUGAGUUUGGAAAGGAUUUGAGUCAAGGCAUUAAUUUCAGGUCUAAAAUUGGUGUUCCUGAUAAUGCAACUUUAGUCCUUGGAGUGGCUGGAAGACUGGUGAAGGACAAAGGCCAUCCUCUUCUUUAUGAAGCAUUCACCCAGCUCAUUACCAACCACCCCAACGUCUAUUUGAUCGUUGCCGGAUCCGGACCAUGGGAGCAAAGGUAUAAGGAAUUAGGGCCUCAAGUACUUGUUUUAGGGUCUAUGAGUCCAUCAGAAUUGAGGGCUUUCUACAACGCCAUUGAUGUAUUUGUGAAUCCCACGCUUAGACCGCAAGGGCUUGAUCUUACUCUAAUGGAGGCGAUGAUGAGUGGGAAGCCUUUAGUGGCUUCAAGAUUUCCAAGCAUCAAAGGUUCGAUCCUUGUCGAUGAUGAAUUUGGUUACAUGUUUGCUCCGAACGUGGAGUCAUUGUUAGAGGCACUAGAAGCGGUGGUCGGAGAAGGCUCCGAGAGGCUUGCCCGGCGGGGAAAGGCAUGCCGGGAAUAUGCAGCUUCCAUGUUUACUGCUCGGAAGAUGGCAUUGGCAUAUGAGAGGUUGUUCAUUUUAGACCUUAUAGGCGGUCGAAAUGCUAAAGAGAUUGAGUUGCUGGAGAUAAUCAACAAUAAUCGGAGCGCUCGGCCAAUCCAAGAAGAGAUGCCCUUUGUUGAUGACCAAGUUGGAGAGCAAAGAAUCACUUCAAAAGCGUGA